This is a messenger RNA of Aspergillus heteromorphus CBS 117.55, 1850 nucleotides long. RefSeq lists its product as uncharacterized. The coding region runs from base 1 to 1500 and encodes 499 amino acids. NCBI's taxonomy places the organism in Eukaryota, Fungi, Ascomycota, Eurotiomycetes, Eurotiales, Aspergillaceae. The transcript has 8 exons. The record is from RefSeq and is a predicted model, not a curated record.
AUGACCUCCACAAGCACAGCUCCGGUGGAUUACUGGCAGUAUGAGGCUGGGGGGCUUGCGUUGACCGUUUCAAUGAUGGUCAUUGCUUCAUUAUCAGUCGUCCUUCGCUUUAUUGCCGUCGCAAAGAAAAAGCGCAGCUACGGUGCGGAUGAUGGCAUGAUCGUUGCCUCCUUGUUGAGUUUCUAUGGGUUUAGUAUCGUGCAAAUCUGGGCGAUGAGGCAGGGGGGAUUCCGGCUCCCUCUCAAAUCAUUGCCCCAAUCCAUGGCCGCGUAUUAUAUCGUCAUCAUCUUCUCGGUGCCCGCAAUCUCAUUCGCAAAGCUCAGCAUCCUCUGUCUCUACUACAGGAUCUUCGUCUCCGCCCAAUUCCGGGUUUGGGUGAUCAUUGUAGGGCUCUCCGUUGUGAUGUGGAUGGUCGGGUCUUUGGUGGCUACCAUAUUACACUGCAUCCCGCCAGAUGCCAUGUGGAAUCUAUCCAAAAAAGCCCAUUGCACCGACUUCAUCCUGCCCUUCGAGAUCAUCGAACCCAUCAACUGCUUGCAAGAUAUUGUGAUCGCGCUGAUGCCAAUUGGGAUGAUCAAGGGAUUGCACCUGGAUUUGAAGCAGAGGGUCUCCCUGUGUUUUAUCUUCGUUCUUGGAGGCUUAGUCGCUGUUAUCAGCCUAAUCCGGAUCGUGCUGAUCGCCAGCCCAAACUCCCCGCCUGAGCGAAUCUACGCCACCAACGACUGGCUGACAGCCCAGCUCUGUGUAGCCAUUGUAUGCGCCAAUCUGCUGACGUACCGGCCGCUCCUUCCGCAACACCUUGUCCCGCGCCGUGUCCCGACAUGGUUCUCCCGUCUGACUAGCAAGAGAAGGUCAAGCAGUCGGAGGUCGACGGAUUUUGAACUUGCUGGCGGCCCAUGCACGCCGCCCAGGCGGAACACCAGUCUUCACAGCAUGAGAAGUGAUGACACGACUAACCCGCUGUGUGCCGCCCGUAGAUGUAUUGACGACUCCUUUGACUCGGGACUGCGCAUUUCUCACGUACUAUAUGUUGUCGACGUCGCACGGCUUAGAACUAUAAUCCGAAGAGCAGUAGCGAGGUUAAUACUCGGAAAUAUCUCUGAUAUCUCAUCCAAGCUUCUCAGCCUUGACCAGGCCUCCAUUGGACAUGGGGUUGGUGGCACCGGGCUGAGAUUGCAGUCAGCCCUGGGGAGGGCAAACUCUGGGGAAGAUGUCGCCGUAGGAACUGAUGCCUCCAACCCUCCUGAUGCCGACGCCAAUGUCUACCCGAGCCAGUAUUCCUGCCCCCUCAUCAUUGCUCCCCGUCGGGACCCCAAUCAAUCGGGGAUGCCUACCUGUGUACGUCCGUCCUCCACCUCAACUCCUCCAAUAAUUCUCCAAGGAAACGAAGUUCCCAACCCCAGCACAGCUCUCUACAUCGCCCUCCGACAACUCGUCUACACCUGCUAUCACAUGUGCGAAUGCAGUCUCGACAUUGCCAAUGACUUGAUGGGUCUCUGAUACAAGGUGCUCGAUUCCAAGUACGAGGGGAAGGCUGUUGAUAGAAUGCUUUGGCGGUAUGAUGUGCGCUUAUUACCUGGGCGAUGCAGAUACACUACUACAUUUCCAGGGCUCUGUUCAUGCGGCUGGUUACCAGGUGUCUGAAGUGGAUGACGUCCGUGGUGGUUUUGACUGUUGCUUGGUGGUGGUAUCAGUGAACUGGGAGCGGUUAGAAAUUUUAUGGCGGGAGCAAGGUUGGAUGUGUCUCUUUGGUGCAUUGCCCUCUGGUUUAUCUAUCUCUUCCUUGUGUCUGCUGUCUUUAAUAUUCGUAUCGCCAUCAAUAGCUGAAGGCAACAUGACUUCUGGUUGGC